CACCUCACGAAUAGGAAGGGACGAGGUUGGGUAAGGCUCUGGCAGGCAUCACUCAAAUUUGCAAACAGAAUAAAGUUUUCUCCUCCAGUUUCAUCAGGAGGUUUCACCAUCUUCGUUGUUUUUCUUCAACACACCACACAUCCCACAUUGACCGUCUACCCGCCCGUAUCAGUUUCCAUGAAGACUCCGCAUAGCAUCUCAGUAUUGACUGGCUGAGGAAUACUUGAAUUCUAGAGUGGGAUACAUCAGCAAUACUGCCCACCAUGGUGAAUCUCGCGCUUGCUUAUCCGAUUCUGCUCCUGGCUUCAAUAGCAGUUGCGAUCUACAUACAGGUUACCUCAAGCACGCUAUCGCUACCCCUAUCGACCGGAACAACUGUGCUCACCAUCAUCCUACCUCUUAUCGCGGCCGCAAAUGUUUUCUACACUCCACUACUCCACCGGUUCUUACAGGCCAGAGUCAGCUCACUUGCGACGCAAAAGCUCCUUCCUAUAGCGCUACAAGUCAUCCAAGGCAUACUGACGGUCGUUUUGGCGACCCUCUCAGCCCAAGGUUUUGUGCCAGGGAAACUGCUUGAGUGUAGCUUGGAGGGGAAUUGGCAGCGCCUGUUUAUCGCUAAAGAUGCCCACGCUAUACAGCAAAUCCAAGAUUCUUUCAACUGCUGCGGUCUUCGUUCAACGAAGGAUCGCGAUUGGCCACUUCACCAAUGUACUGAUUCGUAUAAGGACAGAAAUAGCGCGUGUCUUGUCCCCUGGCGCGCCGCUCAACAGAGAACCGCUGGGAUUGAGUUUGCCGUCGUGGUAGUGGUCGGAGUUCUUCAGCUGAUCCAUCUAGCGUUGUUUAGGUUGCGUAACUCUGGGGGUGCUCGAGCUAGACUUGGUUACAGGCGUAUCACGCAGAGCGUCGGUGCAAACCCCCAUGAAGGGCUUCUCGAAAAUCAGGCUAUCGAUGAUGAUGAGAAUGAUGCAGCCGCAGGUGACAGCGGGGUCGAUGGUGGUCGUCCUGACUACGGGGCCCUCGAGGAAGGUCCUAAUCAUAGAAUUGAACCAUCUAACCUUGGCGAAGAGCGAAACAACUGGAGGUGAGCACUUUUAUCAAAGAAAGUCACACCAACCACUAUUCUACUCAGGAUAAAGUGUUGCUUCGUUUCAAUACUGGCGGGGAUAUCAGAAUGGGAUUAGCUUCGAUUAGCUGGAUCUGCAGAAUG
Annulohypoxylon maeteangense is the source of this 1207-nucleotide messenger RNA. RefSeq lists its product as uncharacterized. The transcript has 4 exons. NCBI's taxonomy places the organism in Eukaryota, Fungi, Ascomycota, Sordariomycetes, Xylariales, Hypoxylaceae. Bases 264 to 1085 code for a protein of 273 amino acids. The record is from RefSeq and is a predicted model, not a curated record.